Molecule: messenger RNA, 1149 nt
Organism: Raphanus sativus (radish)
Lineage: Eukaryota; Viridiplantae; Streptophyta; Magnoliopsida; Brassicales; Brassicaceae
Exons: 2
Coding region: 1-1149 (382 amino acids)
Molecular function (GO): nucleic acid binding; zinc ion binding
Source: RefSeq, a predicted model, not a curated record
AUGGAGAGAACUAAGUUACCGCUCAAGAAGCGUCUUUCUUGGAAUGGGUCUUCUAUGGAGUUCAUGGUUAAUGAUUACAUGAAGGAGAAAGGAACAAGAGGAAGAUUUGGUAAUUCCCUAAAGGUUCUACAGUGCCUUGGAUGCAAAGGUUUUGGGCAUGUACAAGCUGAAUGUACAAAUCUGCAGAAGCGAAAGAAGAAGAUAGUCACCAAGAGUGAUUCUAAUGAUGGUAAGGUGCUAAAGAAUAUUGUGGCAUUCACAACUUUUGUUCUUGGUUCUAAGACAAAAUCUGCGGCGGGAUAUGCGUCAGCGUCUGUGUCAGGGUCUUCAUGUGAAGUGAUGAUGAUGCUAGCUGUAAGUGAUGAUGAUGAUGGAAAGUUUGAUCUUGCUGGGAAUUAUGAAAAGCUGUAUGAGAAUUGGCUCAAACAUGUUGAGGCGAAUUCUGAGUUGACUAAGGAGAAGGUCAAGCUAGAAGUUCAAGUUGCUGAAGCACUUAAGUAUGCUUCAGAGAAAAAAGAAGAAGCACGACAGGCUGGUGCUCAACUUGUAGAGACUCAAAAGGGUUUGAGGAUGCUGAAUGGUGGGACGAACCAGUUAGAUCAUCUUCUAAGAAAAACUGAGGUUUUAGCUACGUUUACUAUGAAGCCAGAGGUUAAAGUGUCUGUAGAGAAGACAUCCAAUGGAAAGACUGCAGUAAAGACUGCAACUGAUGUGAAGAACGCGACUGCUACACAUAGUGCAACGGCAAAUGCUACGGCGACUACUCCAGAGAAAGUUUAUGGAUUGAAGAGUGCAGCUCAACAAAAGUUUCGGCAUGUUUGUCAUUAUUGUGGUGUGGUGGGGCACAUUAGGCCAAGGUGUUUCAAGUUGCUGAGAGAGAAGAAUCAGAUGGUGCAAGCUUAUGGUGUUUAUGGUAUGAGGAGUCAUGGUCAUGUAUGUUAUUCUUGUGGAGUUCAAGGGCAUAUUCGACGUGAGUAUUUCAAGCCAGUUCAAAGAGCUAAUCAUGGAGGAUUUGGGCUCAGGAAUUCGUGGUCUAUGAGAUUUGAUCAUUGUGGAGAUGGUGGAAUGGGAUUUCCUCCUUAUUUUGGAGGAUAUAUCAUAUUAGUCUUUAACCAUGAUGUGACUCAUAGGAGGAGAUUGAAGACGUAG